AUGAUUCGCCCAGCCCCAUACCAUCUUCUUGCCCUUGGCAUCCUUGGCGUAUCCUCUAUCUGGGGGUUCAUCGGGUACUGGGGCCACAUGUUUGAUAACUUCGAUACAAUCGUGGCCACAGGACACUUACCCGAUGGACGCGUCAUGCGAAUGAGCUACACGGGGAUUGACGCAUUGGAUCAUCAAAUGACGCCAGUGAUAGCAUUCUACGAAGUCCUCAGUAAUGCAUUUUCCCUAGGUCCCCGGAUUCUCUUCUUCAACAUCAACUUUGUUGUCGUCUGCACCAAUGUCUGGGUCAUGAUCGAGAGUCGCCGACAUGGUGUGCAGAGCAUAGUCCUGAAAUAUCCCUUCUUCUUUAUAAUCCUAUGGAACUUCAUUGGCGCUGCCCUGAUUCAACCUCAUUAUCUUUACCUCAUUGUCCAAAACAACCUUACACAGCGAGAUCCUACGAUCCCCCGACACGAAGCCAUCGCAAUCUUUCUCACGACCAUCUCCGCUAUCCUAUGUCCAUCUCUCCUCUUUGCCCCUGCCUGGCUGGGGACAAGCUCCUGGGCCCACCACGGGCUAAUUGCUCUUUUCCACGCCACUCCCAUCCUACUCGCCAUGAUCUUCUAUCUCAGCAUGCAGAUCCUAGGCUCUCCAGCAGGCCGACUCCUAACCAGAUCCCGAAUCGAAACCGACCCUAAGAUCCACCCCGACCAGCCCUGGCUAGUAGGAUCCUACAUCCUGGCAGGUGUGAUCUCAGGAACAGUACAUCUAUUCACCGUGAUCACGGCUCUAAAGACGCGUAACCCAGACGCAAGCCUUUCCCGACUCCUCAUUCCAACCUGGAAACGACUCGAGACAGCAAACACCUUACCAUUGUCAUGGACUGGACAGGGAGCAAAUACGUCCGUCGCGCUGAAUAUCUCCACCGCGGGAACAGGAGAUAAGACCGCCGAAGUCCUCGAGCAAUUCCACCUUUUUAGUCAGUUUGACUGGAUUGUGGUCUCGCUGGCUUGUGUCGUGUUCACUUAUCUCCUAUUGUCUCAAGCUAGGGAGCGCAAAUCAGCGAAAGGCAAUGCAGAUACUAUGCUUUCCAGAGUGUCGGAUGUGGAAAAGAGAGACUUGAGUCUUUUGCUUGUUGGGACGGUGUUGUUGGGCCCCGGGGCGGCUGGGUCGUUUGGGCUGGCGGCGCGGGAGGCAAAGUUGCGGCAACAGUGGAAUCGGGCUAGGAAGGUGAAGUAA
Messenger RNA from Penicillium egyptiacum, 1227 nucleotides. Lineage: Eukaryota; Fungi; Ascomycota; Eurotiomycetes; Eurotiales; Aspergillaceae. The record is from the annotation of a GenBank genome assembly.